AUGGCGGAUCCGCCUUCGAGCUCGGCAGGCGGAGAAAGCGGCGGCUGGGUUAAGGAGCAGGAAUACCUUCCAAUAGCUAAUAUAAGCAGGAUCAUGAAGAGGGCGUUGCCUCCCCCGGAAAUCGGUAAAGAAGACGCUAAAGACACUGUCCAGGAAUGCGUCUCUGAGUUCAUCACCAGCGAGGCGAGUGAUAAGUGCCAGAAAGAGAAGAGGAAAACUGUGAAUGGUGAGGAUUUGUUGUGGGUAGUGACAACAUUAGGAUUUGAGGAUUACCUUCCUGGAACCCUUGAAGCUGCAUUCACUUCUUCACCUCACCUUUUUCAAAGCUUUUAUAACUCAAAUACAUUAGUAGUUGUUGUUGGUACUCGACAUGACAGAGAACUGAUUGGGUCUUUUCAGUUGUGUUAG
This is a messenger RNA of Brassica oleracea var. oleracea, 408 nucleotides long. Its product is annotated as nuclear transcription factor Y subunit B-1. Gene Ontology annotation, molecular function: RNA polymerase II cis-regulatory region sequence-specific DNA binding; protein heterodimerization activity; DNA-binding transcription activator activity, RNA polymerase II-specific. Gene Ontology annotation, cellular component: CCAAT-binding factor complex. Lineage: Eukaryota; Viridiplantae; Streptophyta; Magnoliopsida; Brassicales; Brassicaceae. Gene Ontology annotation, biological process: regulation of transcription by RNA polymerase II. The record is from RefSeq and is a predicted model, not a curated record.